AUGGCGCCCAGUGUGCUGCUGGAGCUCGAAAGCGCGCCCACUCACCUAACCAAGUCGCCCAUCAAGGCCGAAGCUGGCGUCUCUCUAGAGGCUCAUACCCAUUUUGCUGACCAGCUUUCUCUCAAUGCCUCGCAGACGAACAGCAAUGGCCACGCCCAUGGCAGAAAUGGCUUUUCCAACGGCACUGCAGACCGUCCCCUACAGGCACCAGGCUUGGUAACUGCCCAGUCGCUUCGCCAACAGUCCGAAAGCUAUGCUUCGCAAACACAGGUCCCUGGCGGCCGUCAGAAGAAGCCCAACAUCUUGUACAUCAUGGCCGAUCAAAUGGCCGCUCCACUCCAGAAGUUCAAUGACCCGAAUUCGGUCAUCAAAACACCUCACCUUGAUGAGCUGGCAAGGACGGGUAUCAACUUUGCAAGCGCAUACUGCAACUCUCCGCUGUGUGCGCCCUCCCGAUUCACCAUGUGCACAGGCCAGCUUCCAUCCAAGAUUGGCGGAUACGAUAACGCUUCGAUCCUAGGUCCUGAAGUCCCAACGUAUGCUCACUAUCUUCGACGUGAAGGUUACGAGACUGCCCUGGCUGGCAAGAUGCACUUUAUUGGUCCCGACCAGCUUCAUGGUUUCGAGCAUAGGUCAGUUCAAAGUAGCAAACUGGCAGAUAUUUUGACUGACCUGUGCGCUCCAGGCUCACUUCUGAUAUCUAUCCUGGUGACCUAG
Messenger RNA from Plenodomus lingam JN3, 717 nucleotides. The record is from RefSeq and is a predicted model, not a curated record. NCBI's taxonomy places the organism in Eukaryota, Fungi, Ascomycota, Dothideomycetes, Pleosporales, Leptosphaeriaceae.